AGAAAAACAGGCGUUAUUAAUGUCGUACUAUGCACCGUGUGAUGCUGUAAACAAGAUUUUCACGGACAGAUCUGUGAAGAGAUCCACUGUUUUUGGUGUAGCUAAUGUUUACGAAAGCACAAAAUGCAAACGCUCCGGGAGGAACAGGGUCCCCCUCUUCCUCUGUCGUCUCUGCGUCUUUUUGUUCCGCCACUGCGGCUGGUGUGUGCAGCUCUGUGGCAGGUGAUCGAGCGGAGAGACAUCAUGGACUAUGGGCUGCUGGAGGAGUUUGCCACCACCGUGUUGGAAAUAGUCCCGGAGCUAAUGAGUUACAGAGAGAGGGUCCAACUCCUCCUGGGACUAAGAGCACGGCUGGUCCUAGAGUUAUGUCGCUGUGAUGAUGAGUUGUGUCGCCCUGACACCGUUCAGCCACACCUGAACAGGAUGAGGAGCUGUGUCUCCAAUCAUAAGGGAGAGGUUUCAGAUCCAAAUGUGGAAGCAUCAGAGGCGAGCUUCACGAAGCUGAUUGAAACUCUAAUGGAGGAGCCAAAGGAGAGGGAACUCUUCUUCCAGAAUGUUUUUCCAGAGGAGUUUGGCCCCAAGUAUGACUCAACACUGCAGAUUCUGGUGUGGGAGUUCCUGUCCAGACUGGAGAAACUGUUUCCUCCUCCAGACAUUAAACAGACUGCAUCGUGGCUCAACCUGGCCCCUGCUCUCUUAGAGGAGUGUGUGCAGUCUGUGGCUCACCCUGAGCCAUUACAGGCACUCCUCCAUCACCAUAAAAAUGGAAAACAGUUAGACACCAAUGCUCUAAGGUCCACUGGUGGUGACUACAUCCUCUCUUCACUGUCUUCCCCUUCCUCUGUGAAGGAAGAAAGUGCCUCUUACCAAGCUGGCCCAGAGAGACAGUCCUAUCCCACCAUGCAGGGAUAUCAAAGCCCUUUCCCCUGUGAUGAACCAGAGAUGAGCUGGGACUGCCGAAUGGCAGAUUGUAGGGUCUGGACUGUAAAGCCACCAGCUGGUUCUGCUUCUGUGGAGGUCGAGGUCGAGACUAUAGACGACGCCACUGAUAUAAUGGUUAAACGCAAGACGAUCGUCAAAGAGUCGAUCAAAGAGACUAGGAGAGAAGAAGCUGUUCUCUGCCCUCAGACACGCAGCGGGCUGAAAACCAGCCGCUUGACAGCUGCCUGUCUGCGCCGUCAGCCUGUACUGCGUUUGAACAGGCUUGACAUUCGCAAUAUGCCGUUCCCCAAGUCCUUGCUAACACUGAUUCUAAGGAGGGGGAGACUGCAGGCUGAGACCAGACGCCCAGGACCGAAAGGAAGAGGCAGAAAGAAAAAACGGAGACGAGGACGUGGUGUUGCAGACGAGCAGAUUGAAACAGACACACUGGAUGUAAGCGAUACGCCGCCACCCAAGUCAUCACUAACACUGACCCUAAAGAGAGGGAUAGUGCAGGCUGAGGCGACGAGUUCCCAGGUACGGAAAAAGAGAGGCAGAAAGAAAGGACAGAAAAUGGGACCUGGUAUCACAAGAUUAAAGAUUGAAAAGGUUGGAGUACAUACGCUUGACAUUAGCGAUAUGUCAUUGCCCAAGACCUCGCUAAAGCUGAUCAUAAGGAGAGGGAAGCUGCAGGCCGAGGCAACGGACAGAAAAGAUGGACAGAAAAGAAGAGGCAGAAAGAAAAAAUGGAAGAGAGGACGUGGUGUCAGAAAUGAGAAGACUGAAGCAAAGGGUGUGAAAAGAGAGCGGUCACCUGAAACGGAGGAAGAUGCCGAACCAUCAGAUAAUGAACUUUGGACCACUGUCAAUAAAGGGGCCACUGUCGAUGAGUCUGGUGGAGUCCGUCCUUCUCCUCAUUGUCCAUCAUCUCAUAAGAGGGAGGAGGAAUUGCAACAGCCCAUACAGAACUUUCACUCAGAGGAGCACAGUGGUCAUAUGGCCAAAGGGCAGAACAGAGAGGAACGCUCAGAGAGUGUACCUCAGGACUCUCUAACUCCUGAGCCAUCCAAGAGCUCUCACAAAAGAAGCUUUCGCUCAGAGCAGCACAGAGGACAUAUGGCAGAAGGGCAGAACAGAAAAGAACGGUCAGAGAGUGUACCUCAGGACUCUCAAACUCCUGAGCCAUCCAACAGCUCUCACAAAAGAAGCCAACGCUCAGAGCAGCACAGAGGACAUAUGGCAGAAGGGCAGAACAGAGAGGAACGGUCAGAGAGUGUACCUCAGGACUCUCUAACUCCUGAGCCAUCCAACAGCUCUCACAAAAGAAGCCAACGCUCAGAGGAGCACAGUGGUCAUAUGGCCAAAGGGCAGAACAGAGAGGAACGCUCAGAGAGUGUACCUCAGGACUCUCUAACUCCUGAGCCAUCCAACAGCUCUCACAAAAGAAGCCAACGCGUCAAAGCAUGCUCUUUCUGUGGCAAGACUUUCACUGACACACUGGGCUUGACAAGACACAUGCGAUCUCACAUUGAGCAGAUGUCACAUCAAUGCACCCAGUGUGGGAUAGACUUCGAAUUCAGUGAGGACUUAGAGGAACACCAGAAUCAUGGCUGUGAGAUGAACAAAAAGGAUAAUAGUGAGGAAAAUGGUGAUGACUACUGUGGGAGAACUGUACAACAAAAACCUGAUCUGAAAAAAAAACCUGAUCUAAAAAGAGGCAAAAAACCUGAUCUGAAAGGAGGCAAAAACACUGAUCUGAAAGGAGACAAAAAACCUGAUCUGAAAGGAGACAAAAAACCUGAUCUGAAAGGAGACAAAAAACCUGAUCUGAAAGGAGACAAAAAACCUGAUCUGAAAGGAGACAAAAAACCUGAUCUGGAAGGAGACAAAAAACCUGAUCUGAAAGGGGACAAAACACCUGAUCUGAAAGGGGACAAAAAACCUGAUCUGGAAGGAGACAAAAAACCUGAUCUGAAAGGAGACAAAAAACCUGAUCUGAAAGGAGACAAAAAAACUGAUCUGGAAGCAGACAUAAAACCUGAUCUGGAAGGAGACAAAAAACCUGAUCUGGAAGGAGACAAAAAAUCUGAUCUGCAAGGAGACCUAAAACAACAUGUGAAAGGAGACACACAAGACUGCUCCAUAAAGUGCCAUGUGUGCGGGAAAAUAACUACUCGUAUGCUGGGUUUGCGAAGGCACCUUCUAAUUCACUUCAACAAUGGAGCAUACAAGUGUUCUGCGUGUCCAAAGACUUUUAUAUCCAAUGCUGAUUUGAGAUCGCACCUGAGAUCAAAAAGAUCUUGCAGGGAGAAAUGUUCUGAUGAAGUAAUUACUACCGGGCACCACCUCAAAUCUGUCCCUGGUGAGUACAAGUGUCCUUACUGUGGGGACACUUUCCAGCUCCCAGAUGAUCUGAGAGGACACACAAAAGACUGUUCCAGAAAGUGCCAUGUGUGUGGGAAAACUACUGCUCGAAUGCUGGAUAUGCGAAGGCACAUGUUAAAGCACAACAACAAUGGCCCAUACAAGUGCCCGGUGUGUCCAAGGACUUUUAUAUCCCAUACUGAUUUGAAGAUGCACCUAAAAACAAAAAAACUUUGUCGGGAGAAAUGUUCUGAUGUAAUGAUGAAUGAAUUACUCUCUUCAGCAGAUGGUAAAUGUAGGGAAAAUGUUAAUGAAGCAGGAGUCAUGACAAGGUGCCAACAACCAAGCUCUAACAACACAGCCAGGCCUUUGAAGAGCAUUGAAGAGUUCUUUGAAGAAUUCUCUCAUGACUUGCAGCAGUCCGAUAACAGCAUAAGUAGUGAAGUGAACCUGAAUAGCCUGAAUAGCCUCGACGAAGACUACAGUGACGAGAUCAGUCAAUACCAACCCAUGAAGGAUGUUGACCUGAAUUGCCUCCACGAAGACUCCAUCAUGACCACUGAAGACUACAGUGACGAGAUCAGUCAUUACCCACCCGUUAAGGACGUUGACUUGAAUACCCUCCAUGAAGACUACAGUCAGGCUGAGAUCAGUCAAUACCCACCCGUUAAGGACGUUGACCCAGUGGAGGACAGAAGGUCUGUGGAUGAUUCAGGGGGAAAUGAGAUGGCCAAUGACAAAGAACCAAACUCAACCGAAUGCUUAACAGAGGAGCAGGUGUCCCACACUGAGGCAUGCCCUCUCCAGGAUUCUCAAUCAGAGACGAGCGGAGAAGUGAAGAACGAGAUACAGAGAGGGAAACUGCAGGCUGAGGCAACGGGUUCCCAAGGACAGAAAAGAAGAGGCAGAAAGAGGAAAGAGAGAAGAGGACGUGGUGUCAGAAAUGAGAAGACCGAGGCAAAGGGUGUGAAAAGAGAGCACUCACCUGAGACUGAGGAAGAUGCUGAACCAUCAGAUAAAGAACUUUGGACCUCUGUCAAUGAAAGGACCACUGUCAAUGAUUCUGGUGGAGUCCGUCCUUCUCCUCAGUGUCCAUCAUCUCAUAAGAGGGAGGAGGAAUUGCAACAGCCCAUACAGAACUUUCACUCAGAGGAGCACAGUGGUCAUAUGGCCGAAGGGCAGAACAGAGAGGAACGCUCAGAGAGUGUACCUCAGGACUCUCUAACUCCUGAGCCAUCCAAGAGCUCUCACAAAAGAAGCUUUCGCUCAGAGCAGCACAGAGGACAUAUGGCAGAAGGGCAGAACAGAAAAGAAAGCUCAGAGAGUGUACCUCAGGACUCUCUAACUCCUGAGCCAUCCAACAGCUCUCACAAAAGAAGCCAACGUGUCAAAGCAUGCUCUUUCUGUGGCAAGACUUUCACUGACACACUGGGCUUGACAAGACACAUGCGAUCUCACAUUGAGCAGAUGUCACAUCAAUGCACCCAGUGUGGGAUAGACUUUGAAUCCAGUGAGGAUUUAGAGGAACACCAGAAGAGUAGCUGUGAGGAGAAGACGACUGAGGAUGGAGGGAACAAUAACGAGAACGGCGAGGACAAUGGGGAUGACUACUGUGGAGAAAAUAAGAGCAUGAGUAGUGGUGUGAACCUCUAUAGCCUCCACGAAGACUGCAGUGAUGAGAUCAGUCAAUACCAACCUAUGAAGGAUGUUGACUUGAAUAGCCUCCGCGAAGACUACUGUGAUGAGAUCAGUCAAUGCCAACACAUUAAGGACAUUGACGCAGAUGAGGACGAUAAGUCUUUGGAAGAUUCAGGGGGGAAUGAGAUGCCCAAUUGUCACACCCUGGACGAGAGGGGCUGUGACUAA
This is a messenger RNA of Oncorhynchus tshawytscha (Chinook salmon), 5151 nucleotides long. RefSeq lists its product as uncharacterized. The record is from RefSeq and is a predicted model, not a curated record. Gene Ontology annotation, molecular function: telomeric repeat DNA binding. Gene Ontology annotation, biological process: regulation of telomere maintenance via telomere lengthening; telomere capping. Bases 124 to 5151 code for a protein of 1675 amino acids. Lineage: Eukaryota; Metazoa; Chordata; Actinopteri; Salmoniformes; Salmonidae. The transcript is spliced from 13 exons. Gene Ontology annotation, cellular component: shelterin complex.